This is a messenger RNA of Cynara cardunculus var. scolymus (artichoke), 1338 nucleotides long. Its product is annotated as auxin response factor 11-like. Gene Ontology annotation, biological process: regulation of DNA-templated transcription; response to hormone. Gene Ontology annotation, molecular function: DNA binding; protein binding. The coding region runs from base 1 to 1338 and encodes 445 amino acids. The record is from RefSeq and is a predicted model, not a curated record. The transcript has 10 exons. Lineage: Eukaryota; Viridiplantae; Streptophyta; Magnoliopsida; Asterales; Asteraceae.
AUGGCUUCUUCCUCCUCUCACAAUGGAAUCAAGAACGAACUGUACAAGGAGCUAUGGAUGGCUUGUGCAGGCCCUUUGGUUGAUAUCCCUGUCCAGGGAGAGAGAGUUUUUUACUUUCCGCAAGGCCACAUAGAACAACUGGAGCUAGAGGAUUCAAUGAGUGAUGAACUCAUGAAUCAACAAAUCUCAAAACUCGACCUACCAUACAAGAUGCUUUGUCGUGUCAUCAAUUUUGAUUUGAAGGUUGAACCAGAAACUGAUGAAGUCUAUGCCAUCAUCAGGUUACAUCCAUUUCAAGAAGUGGUACAUGACACCGCUCGCUACGGCCAUCCACCAUUAGAGGAGCCAAAGCUGUCUUUUCGCUCGUUUUGUAAGAUCCUAACUACCUCUGAUACCGGCAGUGCAUUCUCAGUGCCUAAAAAGCUUGCGGAAAAUUGUUUGCCUCCACUGGACAUGUCACAACCACAACCAAAACAAGAGUUGAUUUUAAAGGACCUCCAUGGACGCACAUGGCAUUUUACGCAUGUUUAUAGAGGAAAUCCUCGAAGGCAGGUUAUCACUGCUGGCUGGACCACAUUUGUAGCUUCAAAGAGACUAGUCGCGGGAGAUGCUUUAAUUUUUGUGAGGGCAUGGCCGUUCGUCGUACGGCUACAUAAGUAUGUUGUAGCCAACGCGAUUAAUUUCGCAGGCUCGAAUAUUAUGAUGAAACUCGCGUCGGAAGAAGAUUCCCACAUCGAAAUCAGGCAUACCGGAGUAGCUUUAGAAGAAACCGAUAUCUCUGAAGAAUGGCCAGGUUCUACUUGGCGAUCAAUAAAGGUUCGAUGGAAGAAAGUUGUUGAUCAAAGGUCUACUAUUCGGUUGCCAGAGAGGGUGUCUCGCUGGCUUCUAGAACUUGCCGAAGAUGGUAGAUCCAAUGUUAGAGAAUUGGAAGCAGGAUCGUCGUGGUCAAGGCACAAGAGGUUGCGAAUAUAUGAGCAUGGUCCAAUGAGUCAUGGUGGUAAUGCCAAUUGGGGCGAGUCAGUGCAUGCCAUCCCUUGGUCAUCAACUGGCUUAGUAGAUGAAGGAAAAGAAUGCGAGAAUCCACAAGUGUUAAGAUUGUUUGGCGUAGAUAUACAGCUCGUCCCAUAUUCUAGUGGUCAUGUAAUGGUGCAAGCGCAAGGGAACGAUUUGGUUCAAACGGUGGACUUGAGUUUGCUGGAAGGAUAUGAAGAGCUCAAAAAGGAGUUGGAGAAGAUUUUCAAGAUCAAAGGCGAGCUUCAUGGCCACCAGAAAUGGGAAGUUGUAUAUGAAGAUGGUGAUGGUGAUUUAUUGGUUUUGGCCGACAAACCAUGGAAGUAA